AAAAAAAAAAAAACAGAACACAUUCUUGAUGGCUCAUUGUGAGCAACCCACUUUCGAGCCCGAGAAUUUCUUCUCAGGCCGCUGCAUACUCGUAAACGGGCCCGUUAUAGUAGGAGCGGGCCCCUCCGGUCUAGCCGUGGGGGCUGGCCUCAGGCAGCAGGGGGUUCCGUUCGUGAUCCUCGAACGGGCCAACUGCAUUGCCUCCCUAUGGCAGAACCGAACCUACGACCGCCUCAAACUCCACCUCCCGAAGCAAUUCUGCCAGCUCCCGCACGUCACUUUCCCACAGAACUUCCCAAAAUACCCCUCGAAGGGCCAGUUCAUCGAAUACCUGGAAACGUACGCUAGAAUGUUCGAUAUUAAUCCGAGGUUUGACGAGUCGGUUCAGACAGCAAAGUACGAUCAAACGUGCGGUUUGUGGCGCGUUAAGACGGUUAACGGAAGUGAUGGUUCGAGUGUGGAGUAUAUUAGUAGGUGGCUAGUGGUGGCUAGUGGAGAAAACGCGGAGAAAGUGGUGCCGGAGUUUGAAGGGUUGAAGGAGUUAUUCAACGGGAAUGUAACGCAUGCUUGUGAGUAUAAAUCGGGGGAAUCUUAUAGUGGAAAGCGUGUUUUAGUUGUUGGAUGCGGAAACUCGGGAAUGGAAGUGGCUCUUGAUCUUUGCCACCACGAUGCCGCUCCAUCGAUGGUGGUUCGAAGCUCGGUUCAUGUAUUACCGAGGGAAAUAUUGGGAAAAUCGACGUUCGAAUUAGGUGUUCGGUUGAUGAAAUGGAAUAUGCCAAUUUGGGUUGUGGACAAGAUACUGUUAUUAGCGGCGAGAUUUGUUCUCGGGAAUAUAGAGAGAUACGGGCUGAAACGGCCGUCCGUGGGGCCAUUGCAACUCAAGAAAACGAAGGGGAAAACACCGGUGUUGGAUAUAGGCACACUUUCGAAGAUCAAGACGGGUGAAAUCAAGAUUGUACCUGCAAUUAGAAGGUUUUUUAACGGAGGGGUUGAGUUCAUUAACGGAGAAAAACUCGAGAUCGAUUCCGUUAUCUUGGCUACUGGAUAUUGCAGCAAUGUCCCUUCAUGGCUAAAGGAAGGUGAAUUGUUUUCCGAGGAAGGAUUUGCAGAUGGAUGGAAGGGUAAAUCUGGGAUUUACGCAGUUGGAUUCAGUAGGAGGGGUAUAUCUGGUGCAUCUGAGGAUGCAAUCAGAGUUGCACAAGAUAUUGGCAAAAUCUGGCAAAAAGAAACAAGGCAGAAAAAUCAGUGUUUUAUGACCAUCUUUUAGCAGACUCCUAUGUUUCUAUUAUUUCUUGUCUUUUUUUUUUAUAUUAAUUUUCUUUUAUUUUGAUUUUAGUUAAAAGCAAGCGCCCUCUUCAUUAGGAGUCCCAAGACUUUGAUUUGGGCAUUUUUGUACAAAAGAAAAAAGGAAGAUGAGGCUUUAUCCCUUUUUCUCUUUCUUUCCCUUAGUUAUUUGUACAAAGUGUUUGAUGAAAUGUUUUUAUCCA
This is a messenger RNA of Erythranthe guttata (spotted monkey flower), 1487 nucleotides long. RefSeq names its product putative indole-3-pyruvate monooxygenase YUCCA7. The record is from RefSeq and is a predicted model, not a curated record. Lineage: Eukaryota; Viridiplantae; Streptophyta; Magnoliopsida; Lamiales; Phrymaceae. Gene Ontology annotation, molecular function: NADP binding; N,N-dimethylaniline monooxygenase activity; flavin adenine dinucleotide binding.